AUGCCUCCCAACGCGGUCCAGCCGAACGGCUGGGUAGCACUGAAGCUUCCGAGCUCCAUUGUGCGAGUUCUACAAGCAACCCCAAAUACGACGAUAUCGCUAGGCAAAUAUGGCUCCUUUCCGAGCAACCUCAUCAUCGAACGACCAUUCUACCUGACGUAUGAGGUCCAGGAGAAACGCAAAGGAGAAAACUUUUCCCGCCUUCGCGUCGUCACGGGCCAGGAGCUCAACGCCGACACGCUCGCCGAUGCCAAUGCCGACGACAACGUGGCGGACGGCGAUGAUCUGAUCAUGGCCGAGAACGGGGAAGAAUUCUCACUCGUCGACGAAAGCGGCAAGGUUGUCGCACGUUCGAACCGCGAAAUCAUUGACGACUCGGCGCGGCAGACACUCACGUCAGCCGAGAUCGAAGAGCUGAAGCGGAAGGGUGCCUCGGCGGGCAAGGAGCUCAUCGCGAAGCUCAUGCUUUCGCACACGGCCAUCGACCAGAAGACGGCGUACUCGCUCGCCAAGUAUAAGCUUCUCAAGGAGAAAAAGUUUCUCCGGCGAUUUACCGUGCUGCCGCUCGACGUCACCAUGCUGGCGCAGUGGAUGCUCGAGGACCGCGACGCGAGCAAGAUUCUCGAGAUGCGUCAGGAGACCAUGGCUCUCGUUGGCUGCUGGGCGGACGUGCAUUUCGGCGGUCUGCCGGCAGAGACACUGUCGAGUCCGCAUGGGGGGCGAUGGCUCGCCAUCGACGAUGCCUCGGGCUUGUUGGUUGCCUCGAUGGCCGAGAGGAUGGGAAUCCUUCAUCAGGAUCCAAAGGAGGAUCAGGAUCCAAAGGAGGACGAGCAGAGCCAGCCGCACAAACGGGCAACGCCGGUCGCAUGUCCCGGGGACGGCCAAGGCGACAAGGCUCCGCCCUCCCCUCAUGCUGAGCGCAAUCCACGGAAGCGCCACCACGGGGGCGACCUGGAUGACCACUACGCCCUCACCAACAGCAUCACCCUCAUCCACUCCAACACGCAGCCCAACCUCUCACUACUCCGCUACUUUGACUUUGACGUUACCGACCCCAACCCACCCCAUCCGUACCACCCGCUCUUUACCAACCUCUUGCCCCUCUCGUGGCUCCAGCUCUUGCGUCCCGAAGAAGACUGCGCCUACACGGACAAGCCCGAGGAUGUGCCGGACGAGGAGCUCGCGACAUGGAAAACGAACCGACGGGGCAAUUACCACCGCAAGCGUCGGCGAUGGGCACGCACCCGGCAAAUUGUCGACACGGCCCGCGCCGGCGGCUUCUCGGGCCUCGCCGUCGCGAGCACCAUGGAUCCUGUAUCCAUCCUGCGACACACCUUGCCUCUCCUCGCCGGUGGGAGCCCGAUAGCCAUCUACUCGUCGUCGAUUGAGCCUCUGACGCAGCUCGUCGACUGCUUCAGCAUCGCACGCCGCGCCGCCUGGAUCCAGUCUCCGCCGACCACGGGCACGGCUGCCGAGCUGGAUCGUUGGGAAGGCAGCGCCGAGUUCCCCGUCAACCCCACGCUCGUCCUCGGCGCGAGCGUGCAGACGAGCAGGGCAAGACGCUGGCAGGUUCUGCCGGGGAGGACGCAUCCCAUCAUGACGGCGAGGGGCGGGCCUGAGGGCUAUGUUUUUACAGGCUGGCGAGCGCUUCCGGCCGAGGGGAGGGUGUCGGCGAGGGGCAAGUUUCAAAAGAAGAAGACGGCGGAAUGA
Drechmeria coniospora is the source of this 1710-nucleotide messenger RNA. Its product is annotated as tRNA -methyltransferase non-catalytic subunit trm6. Gene Ontology annotation, cellular component: nucleus; tRNA (m1A) methyltransferase complex. The record is from RefSeq and is a predicted model, not a curated record. Lineage: Eukaryota; Fungi; Ascomycota; Sordariomycetes; Hypocreales; Ophiocordycipitaceae. The transcript is spliced from 2 exons. The coding region runs from base 1 to 1710 and encodes 569 amino acids. Gene Ontology annotation, biological process: tRNA methylation.